Molecule: messenger RNA, 2880 nt
Organism: Caenorhabditis elegans
Lineage: Eukaryota; Metazoa; Nematoda; Chromadorea; Rhabditida; Rhabditidae
Gene: ntl-2.2
Product: NOT2/NOT3/NOT5 C-terminal domain-containing protein
Exons: 13
Coding region: 191-2392 (733 amino acids)
Biological process (GO): regulation of stem cell population maintenance; regulation of DNA-templated transcription
Cellular component (GO): CCR4-NOT core complex
Source: RefSeq, marked reviewed
AUUCAUUCAUUGCGCGCCACAUUUUUUUAGGAUUCAUAAAAGUUUAAACUUCAAAAGAAUUUCACAAGAAGACUAACUGAUACCUCUUGUCCAGUAAUUUCUUGUAAAAUCUGGGUUAGCAAAGAACCCUUUGGCGCACAGACCACAGAUAUUAGAAGUACCUCCCACGGGACGAGUGACACACUCGAAAAUGGUCCGCCGUGGAAGUCGAGCGACGGGAUCAGCGCCGGCGAAAAACACUUCGUCGGCUUUGUCUUCUUCGGGCUCCACCCACAACGAAACACAGUGGAAAAAUUUACGUCCUCAAACAGCGACCGGUGCUGACACAAAUUUAUCGAAAAAUACAAAAAGCUCCGAUAGUGCCAACAGUAGCCCCGGUUCAAGGAAGAGUACAAGUCCGCCAGUCUCAAAAAAAGGCAUCGCACAAUCCGGAAAAGGGGGACGAUCGAGCAGUAACUGGCGAACUACUCGCGGGAAUGGGCGUCAUGUCGCAGCUGAUCCGAAAUUCACGAUCACCAGCGAGGACUUUCCUGCACUUCCCGGCGUUCGUGGAGGGAACGGAGGAACUUGCAAUUCUACGCCAUCCAAGAAUUUGAAGAAGGAAAAGGAAAAUGGAAAGCACGGACAAGGCGAUUUGGCGUCAACUGACGAUAGUGGAGUCUCUUCAGCAAGCCGUGGACACACACCAAACGGUAGCACUGGAUCUCGUCACGUGCGUGCUGCUAGCACGGCUGGACGAUUUGUCAAAACUGACUAUGAAGGCAAGAAAAAAGCUCAUCCAGCUUCUUUCGCAAACGAGGAAAAAGCCAAGCGUAAGAAUACCUCGCCGGUGAAAGAACGCCCACCGCGCGGACACGGGAAACAACUCCGCAUGGCUGUUCAGCAGCCACUUUCAACUUCUUCACCGAAAAAGAAGACGAUCAAUGCCAAUUCGGCAACAGCUGCUCCAUCGUUCAUGAAAUUGUCGAAGGUUGGCCAGAAAAUUCCUGAGCGUCGUGGUGGAUCGAGAGUCAGCAAUCCAACACUGUCAUCUUCAAAUUCAAGCUCUCCUGCCAAUGACGAAAAGGAAAACAAAUCGAAGAAACCUACGGAACAGCCGACUGCAAAAUCUGAGCUGAUACCUGAAUCCUUGCCAGACAAAGUGAAAAUGAAGGAGCAGGCUCCCGUGAAGUGCGCGGAACAGCCUAAGAUACAGACGAUUCUCCCAUCUUCGCACUGCAUCUUUCAUCCAACUGAUGUUUCGAAAAUCAUUCUUGGUCCAGACGGAGAUAUGAACAAUAUCCCACCUACCAUGCUCUCUGAUCAAUAUGGAAUGGCAGCGAUGCUUCCUAUUCUCGAUAUUGUCAAAAAUCGUGCUAUCAAUGCGAACACAGAUCUCACCGAAGAGAAACUUCGCGACAAAAUCAAAAAUGAGAAUAUUGAAAUGAUGACUAUCGGAUUCGAUCUUAACGAGUUGGGUGUUCCAAUGACAACACAGGAUACCAAUCAGAAGAGUGUGUGGGAAACAUUUGCCGGUCCAUUUGCAAGUGAACCUCUUUUGCCAGCCAAUAUGGGAUUGACUUAUAAUCAAGUCCCGAAUGUCUAUUACACUGCACGAACACUCCAGUCGAGCUUCGACAUGCUGCACAACAUACCUGACAAGUUUGGAGUUCACGAGCUUUUCUACAUCUUUUACAAUCUUCCGAAGGAGCUGUGGCAGCUGAAUGCUGCUCGCGAAUUGCAGUACCGUGGCUGGCGAUACAACAUGAAAGAGAAAUUGUGGGUGCACAAAAAGCUUGGCGAGCCUGAUGAUUUCGGAAUAACAAUCACAGCUCCACAAAACAUUUUCACUGUGCCAGCAAGCAAUCAGGAAGAUGUGAUGAUUGGAAUAUUCGAGAUUUAUGAUGCCGAAAAGGCUCGCAUUUGUUCCGCCGAAUUGUGCCUUCGUCGUUCUGACUUCGAGGUUCCAGCAUGGGAACAGAAAGUUCCGGAUGCCUAUCAAAAAAUGGUGUCGGCAAUGAUUCCAAAGGAAAUGCUGUGGGGACCACGUGAAGAUCGCAAGCAAUAUGGAUUGAUGCAAGGAAUAACUGGACUUCUUGCUCCAGGUCAUGGAAGAAACAAAGUAUCCAAUUUGGUCAUUCCAAAGCAACAACCAUCAGAGCGUCGUUUGCUUAGCUUCGCCGAGUCUCCAGAUAUCACGCCAACCUUUGACAAUCCAUUUGGCACCAAUCCGACAGGCAACACAGCUGAGGAUCUUUACCGCCAACAGAUGUAUGCGAUGAUUGUUCAGAAGAUGCAAAUGCACCAGCAACAGCAGUUCCAACAGCAUCAGCAACUUCAGUCAGGAGGAUCCGCUUCAAACCUGUCGAAGCAGGCAACUUCAUCUUCAUUUUCGUCGUCUAAUCUUUUCUGAAAAUCGUGAAGAUUUGUCAAUUCCCAACAAUGUGCAUUGUUGUUCAUGAUCUACUGUUUUGUGUUCAUAGAUAUUGCACUUUAUUACUGGAAAUCGAAUCACAAUGUGAUGAUGCUUUCCAUGUCCCUCAACAAAAAUAUAUUAUGUUCCAUUUUCCACAUAAUCAAAUUACCAUGUUCUUAUUAGAAUCUGCUAGAUUUUUGACAAUUCCCCUUGUUUUGGUAUCAUAUUCCAUUCAAGAUAUUAUUUCUCUCUCACAGACAGGGAUCUCCAUUGACAUGUGUACGAAUGGCCCAUUUUUUGUCCUAUUCGCCCCUUUCCCCGACCAUCCUGGUAGUUCCCAUCAUUCCCCCAUACCAAUGCAUCCCGUUUUUAUACAACAGUCUUAUACUUCUCGAUUCGGUAGAAGACUAGCUUUUUCUAUAUCAUUUUUUAUUUUUGAUUCGAAAAGUCCAAAUUCCCGAUUUAUAAAUAUGUUCGACAAAUCC